UCUGUCCAAUCAGUAGUUGUGGAGGCUGUUUUAAACCAGAAACACGACUAGCCAAUCAGGCCGGUCUCGUAUUGAGCUAGCGCGAGGCUGUGUACAUAGCUUUUAAAGAGAAGACAAUCCAGCCUUGAGCGAGUGCACACGAAGGAGCUUUACAGGAAUCGGCUGAAAUAAGUCUCCAGAGAAACUUGGUCCCCUGAUCAGAAUGGCCAAAGGUGACCCACGCAAGCCUAAGGGCAGGAUGUCUGCCUAUGCCUUCUUUGUCCAGGUCUGUCGCGAAGAGCACAAGAAGAAGAAUUCUGACAUCCCUAUAAACUUCUCAGAGUUCUCCAAGAAGUGCUCGGGCAGGUGGAAGACUAUGUCGGGGAAGGAGAAGUCCAGGUUCGACGACAUGGCGAAGCAGGACAAGGUGCGCUACGAUCAGGAGAUGAUGACCUACAUGCCUGGGGGGAAGAAGGGGGGCAAGAAGAAGAAGGACCCCAACGCUCCCAAAAGACCUCCCUCCGGUUUCUUCCUGUUUUCCUCCGAGCAGCGGCCCAAGAUCAAGGCCCAAGACCCCAGCCUGGGAAUUGGGGAUGUGGCUAAGAGGCUGGGUGAGAUGUGGAACAAUCUCACCGACUCCAGUAAGCAGCCAUACCUGAUCAAAGCCAACAAGUUGAAGGACAAAUACAAGAAGGACGUGGAAGAUUACAAGGGCAAAGGCAAAGUAGGCGGGGCAGCGGCAGGCCCCAAGCCCACGAAGAAGCCUGUGCACGAUGAUGACGACGAUGACGACGAGGAAGAUGAAGAGGAAGACGAGGAGGAUGAUGAUGAUGACGAGGAUGAUGAUUAAUUGAUUUGUGUAUUUGGCUUUUUUUGUUUAGUUUUUUUUUUUGGGAACUCUGUUCCUGGCUGUACUGUGACUGAGGGAGAGUAGCUGUGAGCCAUGGGGUUUGAAGCAAGUAUGCCCUGAGCAAGCUACCUCUCUCUCAUGUCUCCCUGACAACGUGCACCCCCCCCCUCCCCCCCUUGAAUUUUCUACUGGCUGUUAACUGGAAGCAUUUAAAUAAGAGGUAGUGGUUGCAGUAUAUAUGCAAAUGUUUUAUUUUUCCCCUCUUAAAGAAUUGUAAGGUGUUUGACUACAUGGUUCUUAGGUUUUAGUUCGAUCCUCCCCAAUUCUGAGUUUUAUUGCACAGAUCUAGGCUGUAGGCGUGCGAGCCGUGCACCAGUAUUGUCAACUUCAGUCGCGACUUUACUUUCUGUUGGAGAGUCUGGGUAGUGUUUGUGAACAGGAAGAAUUGCAGUCUUUGGAAUCGCUCUGGGUUUGUCCUUCAUCUUUGUCCUGCACUGAUGUGAUCAUGGACACAGCAGGGAUGUAUAUGGUAUAAUUUUCGUAUAAAUAUUAAUUUUUUUUUAGCUGUAAUAUCACAUUUGAAGAAUGGAGUUAUGGCCAUUGAUGGAAAUUCUGUACUUAUUUGCACCUGAAUAUUUUUUUUUUUUUCUUUUGUAUGUUUAGGAUGCUGCAAGUGAAAUAAACUAUUACAUUUUUA
Molecule: messenger RNA, 1526 nt
Organism: Anguilla rostrata (American eel)
Lineage: Eukaryota; Metazoa; Chordata; Actinopteri; Anguilliformes; Anguillidae
Gene: hmgb3b
Product: high mobility group box 3b
Exons: 5
Coding region: 203-829 (208 amino acids)
Biological process (GO): regulation of transcription by RNA polymerase II
Molecular function (GO): DNA binding, bending
Source: RefSeq, a predicted model, not a curated record